CCGCCGCUCACUCCCGCACGUCCUUUGAGAACACCUUGAGGACCUAUCUCAUGUCUACUUCUGGAGUCAGUACUGGUGCAGGGGACUCUGAAACGGCGCGGUAUGUUGUGCAAAGCUCCGACGUUCUUGAGGACAUGCGAGUGAAUGUUCAGGCGGAGGGAUCGGAGAGGGUAGUGUGGUACAAGGAAAGAUUCCUGUCGGACGACGAGAUUAUCGAACACAUUGUGGAUAACGAGACCUCUACGCUGCUUUGGACAAUCCACCGGCCGAAGCGCGGGUGGUAUAUCCGCGUGCGCGCACCCUCCUUCCCCCCGGGCGUGUUCAUUUCCCUCACCCCAAUACCGCAAACGUCGCCCUAUCAUGCAGAGGCCGCCCUUUCGUUUGCGUGCCGGACGAAUCUCCCUGCAACACCGACGUCACCGCCAUCACGAACACGUCCUUCCAUAAUCACGAACUUCUCGACCGACUCGGAUGCGACGCUCACCAAUGGCAGCCGCGACUCCAUGCACUCCUAUCCACCAACACCACCACAGGGCCCCUCCAUCGUGGUCAACCCGCCCUCGCCGCGCUCCGUGCACGCAAAGCUCGACUCCGUGUCCCUCUCCCCGACGCUUCGGCCUCAGCGCCGACCCGCGCCGCCGACUGUGCAAUCUGCGGUCACGCACUUCGUGUUGACCCCGCACUCCCGCGCACACAUCCCGGAGCAGGUGCAGCAGGUAUCGAUAUUCACGCGACUCAUGUCCGUGAUUAAAAACAACGCCCCGAGCCAUUCCUACUCGUUCACGCUCUCGCCCAUACCCUCUGCGCCUCUGCCGGCACCGACACCGGCGCCACCCACCUCUCCAACGAGCGAGGUUGAGCCGAGGCUAAUUGCGGGUGCUGAGGCGGGCGCGGGCACGAGCGACGGGAACCCACUUACGCCGGUUCCGCUGCUGACGUUCCACGACCGGACGCCGGUCUGGACCGCACACUGCAACUCGGGGCUGAUCGAGCUGGAUGAGCGGCAGGUCCGCGUCCUCGGCGUCGAGCCCGCGUUCUACAUCGCGCUCGCGCUGACGUAUCUGGAGUUUCUUCAGGAACGGGAGAGUUAUCUGGUCGCUGCGUAUGACUAAGACAUAAUAAUGGACGGGGGUCGCGCUAUGCUAUUGCUGUCUGUAAUUUAUGCUAUGUCUAGGAAGGUAUCGUAUCGUAUUGGUUGGUCUCGUGGACCACAUGCAC
This is a messenger RNA of Trametes versicolor FP-101664 SS1, 1218 nucleotides long. RefSeq lists its product as uncharacterized. Lineage: Eukaryota; Fungi; Basidiomycota; Agaricomycetes; Polyporales; Polyporaceae. Bases 51 to 1112 code for a protein of 353 amino acids. The record is from RefSeq and is a predicted model, not a curated record. The transcript is spliced from 5 exons.